UUACUUCUGUUUAUAUAAACUCUACUCGAUUCCGGCACCGCGCAUGACGCUUGUGGUCCAUCCCUGGUUUUCACUACUGAAGGAGAAGAAAAGUACUGCGAAAAAGUUUGUUUCAAACAUACAAAUUGGUCACAACGUCAACCGUUGUUAACCAAAUAGCAAAAAAUCGCUCAGCGUGCAUGUAUUUUGCGACAAAAGAUAUAAAAUUGACUUGUGCAUCUCGCAAAUGAAAAUAAAUUUUUUCCCUGUCUGGACAAAAACGUUGUAGUCUUUUCACUCGUUUUGCGCUUUCGUUUUCCACGCUGUUUCUUGGGAAUCGUAGGUUGCAACGCUUUUCUAAAUCUAGAGUCAAUCCAGGCGACCAGGCGACCCAUCAACCAAACAGCAGCUGCCAGCUACCACAGAUUUCAUCACUGACGCGCAUUCCCCACUCGUUUUAGCCGGAGGAGCAAGCGAAAAUCAAUCAAAAUUAACGCGGACACAGCGACUGCUGGUGCUGCUGCUGCUGAGCGACGCAGACGCGAACGCUGCUUUUACUACAAAGCGAUGGCGAUGUUGAGCUCCGAUGAAGCGAGCAAACUGCUCGACUUCAACCAGAAGCUAGACAUUAAUCUGCUCGAUAAGAUUGUGGAGGCGCUCUACUCAUCGCAGGGUGAGCAGUUGCGACUGGCGCAGGACAUACUAACCACACUAAAGGAGCAUCCGGAGGCCUGGACGCGUGUCGACAGUAUACUCGAAUAUUCACAGAAUCAGCAAACCAAGUUUUAUGCGCUCCAAAUUCUCGAGGAGGUGAUCAAGACACGCUGGAAGGUGCUUCCACGCAAUCAAUGCGAGGGCAUCAAAAAGUAUGUCGUCAGCCUAAUCAUAAAAACAUCCUCGGAUCCGGCCAUCAUGGAGCAGAACAAAGUUUAUUUGAAUAAGCUGAAUAUGAUAUUGGUGCAGAUCCUUAAGCGCGAAUGGCCGCGCAACUGGGAGACGUUCAUCAGCGAUAUAGUCGGUGCAUCGAAAACGAACGAGAGCCUGUGCAUGAACAAUAUGGUUAUAUUGAAAAAUCUGAGCGAAGAGGUCUUUGAUUUCUCGCUCGGGCAAAUAACACAGACGAAGGCCAAGCAUUUGAAGGAUACGAUGUGUUCGGAAUUUUCUCAAAUUUUUACCCUCUGUUCGUUUGUGCUGGAGAAUUCAAUGAACGCGGCGCUGAUACAGGUCACGCUAGAGACGCUACUGCGCUUUCUCAACUGGAUACCAUUGGGCUACAUCUUCGAAACGACGCUUAUAGAGACUUUGAUCUUCAAGUUUCUGAGCGUUCCGAUGUUUCGCAAUGUAACCCUGAAGUGCCUAUCCGAAAUUGCGGGCUUAUCGGCGGCCAAUUACAACGAUAAUUUUGCAACGCUGUUCAAGGACACAAUGGUGCAGCUGGACCAGAUAAUUGGUCAAAAUAUGAAUAUGAAUCAAGUGUUCCUGUGCGGCAGCGAUACGGAACAGGAGCUGGUGCUGAAUCUGGCCAUGUUCCUCUGCACGUUCCUCAAGGAGCAUGGCAAACUUGUGGAAGAUGCCAAGUAUGUGGAUUACUUGAACCAGGCACUCCUGUAUCUGGUCAUGAUCAGUGAGGUUGAGGAUGUGGAGGUGUUCAAAAUCUGUCUGGAGUACUGGAAUUGCCUUGUCGAGAAUCUGUACAAUACCGAAUUCUUUCCACCCACACUGGAGUCAUCGAAGCGACAGCAAGUUUAUCCCCGGCGUCGAUUCUAUGCACCAAUUUUGUCUAAGGUUCGCUUCAUCAUGAUUUCUCGCAUGGCCAAGCCAGAGGAAGUUCUUGUUGUCGAGAACGAGAAUGGCGAAGUGGUUCGCGAAUUUAUGAAGGACACCAAUUCGAUUAAUUUGUACAAAAAUAUGAGGGAAACCUUGGUGUUUCUCACCCAUUUGGAUUGUGCGGAUACGGAUCGGAUUAUGACCCUUAAGCUAUUAAAUCAGGUCAAUGGCACUGAAUUCUCCUGGAAAAAUCUCAACACUCUAUGCUGGGCAAUUGGCUCAAUAUCGGGCGCAUUCUGUGAAGAAGAUGAAAAACGAUUUCUGGUCACUGUCAUCAAGGACCUGCUUGGACUCUGCGAACAGAAGAAGGGCAAGGACAAUAAGGCGAUCAUUGCAUCCAAUAUUAUGUAUGUGGUGGGACAGUAUCCACGCUUUCUUCGCGCCCAUUGGAAAUUCCUAAAGACGGUGGUGAACAAGCUGUUUGAAUUUAUGCACGAAACGCACGACGGUGUCCAGGACAUGGCCUGCGACACAUUCAUUAAGAUAGCAAUUAAGUGUCGUCGCUAUUUUGUUACAAUACAGCCGAACGAGGCGUGCACCUUCAUUGACGAGAUUCUCAGUACUAUGAGCAGCAUAAUAUGUGAUCUGCAGCCGCAACAGGUACACACAUUCUAUGAGGCAGUCGGCUAUAUGAUCUCUGCUCAAGUGGAUCAGGUGCAACAGGAUGCGCUUAUAGAACGGUACAUGCUGUUGCCGAAUCAGGUGUGGGACGAUAUCAUAUCGCGGGCAUCGAAAAAUGUCGAUUUUCUGAAAAACAUGACAGCCGUUAAGCAGCUGGGCAGCAUACUGAAGACAAAUGUGGCCGCCUGCAAAGCACUGGGUCACGCCUAUGUCAUUCAAUUGGGUCGGAUUUAUUUGGAUAUGCUAAAUGUGUACAAGAUCACAUCGGAGAACAUCAUUCAGGCCAUUGAGGUGAAUGGCGUCAAUGUGAACAAUCAGCCGCUGAUCAAAUCAAUGCAUGUCGUGAAGAAGGAGACCCUCAAUUUGAUAGCCGAAUGGGUAUCGCGCUCCAAUGACAAUCAAUUAGUUAUGGACAACUUUAUACCGCCCUUAUUGGACGCCAUCUUGAUGGAUUAUCAGCGGUGUAAAGUUCCGUCCGCGCGCGAGCCCAAAGUUCUGAGCGCGAUGGCAACGAUUGUGAAUAAAUUGCGCCAGCAUAUCACAAAUGAAGUACCAAAAAUCUUCGAUGCUGUAUUUGAAUGCACGCUAGACAUGAUUAAUAAGAAUUUCGAAGAUUUUCCGCAGCAUCGCUUCAGUUUCUAUGAGCUGCUGCAGGCGGUCAAUGCGCACUGCUUCAAGGCGUUCCUCAACAUACCGCCGGCUCAGUUUAAAUUGGUAUUCGACUCUGUGGUAUGGGCAUUCAAGCACACAAUGCGCAAUGUGGCCGACAUGGGCUUAAAUAUACUAUACAAAAUGCUGCAGAAUCUUGAACAGCAUCCGAAUGCAGCGCAGAGUUUCUAUCAAACCUACUUUACGGAUAUCCUUAUGCAAAUCUUCUCAGUGGUUACCGACACUUCGCAUACAGCGGGCCUGCCUAAUCAUGCCAUUAUAUUGGCCUAUAUGUUCUCUUUGGUAGAGAAUCGAAAGAUAACGGUUGAGUUGGGCCCCAUACCGGAUAAUAUGAUAUUCAUACAGGAAUAUGUGGCCUCAUUGCUAAAGUCAGCAUUUAAUCAUUUAUCAGAUAAUCAGAUCAAAGUCUUUGUCACUGGCCUUUUCAAUUUGGACGAGAAUGUACAAGCAUUUAAAGAGCAUUUGAGAGACUUUCUAAUACAAAUACGCGAGGCCACUGGUGAGGAUGAUUCCGAUUUGUAUCUGGAGGAACGUGAGGCAGCAUUGGCUGAGGAGCAGUCCAACAAACGUCAAAUGCAACGUAAUAUUCCGGGCAUGUUAAAUCCGCACGAAUUGCCAGAGGAUAUGCAGGAUGAAUAAAAAUAUGCUGAGUAGCUGCUGCUGCUGCUUGCAUGAUGUUAGUUGAAGCUUGAGUAUGCUGAUGAUAAUGAUUGAUUGAUGAUUUAUGAUUGCAAAUAAUGUAUGAGUGUUUUCUCAAUUAGAGGAAAAGUAUAAAUGUUUGUUUGAUUGAAUGCAUAUGAGUAUAAACGUUAUAUAUAUACACACACACCCACACACAAACACUAGAGCACACAUAGCCACACACACACACACAAACAGAGGAACAUCUACAUGCUGACAGUUGGUUAAAUUAUACGAGAAUGUAAGCGGUUAAUGUGCGCAAUUGCAUACCUUAAUAUGAUUUAACAUAUUUUGCGUACUUUUGCCACCAACAAGCAACAACAAAACCACGUACUCCCUAUCCCCAAAACUUAGCUGUAAAACAUCGUCGUCUACAUUACAAAGCAAACGAAAGAUGAAAACUUUAUACAUACAUAAAUACUAAAUGCAUAUUAUAAUAAUAAUAAUAA
Molecule: messenger RNA, 4226 nt
Organism: Drosophila arizonae
Lineage: Eukaryota; Metazoa; Arthropoda; Insecta; Diptera; Drosophilidae
Gene: emb
Product: exportin-1 emb
Biological process (GO): ribosomal large subunit export from nucleus; protein export from nucleus; ribosomal small subunit export from nucleus
Cellular component (GO): nucleus; cytoplasm
Molecular function (GO): small GTPase binding; nuclear export signal receptor activity
Source: RefSeq, a predicted model, not a curated record